Racocetra fulgida is the source of this 120-nucleotide messenger RNA. The record is from the annotation of a GenBank genome assembly. Lineage: Eukaryota; Fungi; Glomeromycota; Glomeromycetes; Diversisporales; Gigasporaceae.
UGUCUGAUUGGUGAUCCCGCAAAAAACCAAGUCGCCAUGAAUCCUAAUAAUACUGUUUUUGGCGCCAAACGUCUUAUUGGUCGUAGAUUUACUGAUCCUGAAGUACAGUCGGAUAUGAAG